AUGGAAAACAAAUUAUUAGCCGACUACGAACAGCAGUUUGGUGUGACCAGUGCUGAGAUCACAUCGAAAAUCAGCAGACUUGGCCAUAUAGCUAGCAACGAUAGAAAUGACUACAUCAAAGAAAUCGAACGAAACCUCGACGAGGUACAUGAUUUGUUGGAACAAAUGGACCUGUCGGUCAAAGAAUCUGAUGUGUCUGUACGCGCCAAACUGCACAAUCGAGUAGCUAGUUACAGGGCUGAACUCCACAGAUUAGCCAAGGAGUUUGCCCGAGCAAAAUGUACGGUCAACAUUGAUUUAGAAGAUGAUAAUCAUUUUGCUGAAAGUGAAGAUGUGACUUCAGAACAAAAACAGAGACUAUUAUAUACGUCUGAACGACUAAACCAAUCAGGAAUACAAUUGGAUAAUACUUAUCGUAUUGCCGUUGAGACUGAAGAAAUUGGUUCACAAAUAUUGACGGAUUUAAAUCGCCAACGAGAAACUAUGCAUAACUCUUUUAAUAGGCUCAGAGAUGCAAAUGCAGACCUUGGUAGAAGCACCCGAAUGAUAAAUGCCAUAAUUGUUCGUUCCAGACAACACAAAAUCAUACUCUUUGGUGUAAUGGCAGCAUUUUGUUUUCUCUUGAUCUUUGCGUUUUACCAUUCAUUCCUUUAA
Messenger RNA from Macrosiphum euphorbiae (potato aphid), 654 nucleotides. NCBI's taxonomy places the organism in Eukaryota, Metazoa, Arthropoda, Insecta, Hemiptera, Aphididae. The record is from the annotation of a GenBank genome assembly.